Molecule: messenger RNA, 483 nt
Organism: Vicia villosa (hairy vetch)
Lineage: Eukaryota; Viridiplantae; Streptophyta; Magnoliopsida; Fabales; Fabaceae
Product: squalene monooxygenase SE1-like
Exons: 3
Coding region: 1-483 (160 amino acids)
Biological process (GO): sterol biosynthetic process
Cellular component (GO): membrane; endoplasmic reticulum
Molecular function (GO): squalene monooxygenase activity; flavin adenine dinucleotide binding
Source: RefSeq, a predicted model, not a curated record
AUGUAUCUCUGGUCCCCCCCUGAAUUUAAUGAUGUAUUCGCAGCCGCAGUGGACAAGGGAAACAUAAGGACAAUGCCAAACAGAAGCAUGCCAGCAGAUCCCCGUCCUACUCCUGGUGCUGUACUGAUGGGAGAUGCAUUCAAAAUGCAUCAUCCACUAACAGGGGGCGGAGUGACAGUAGCAUUGUCUGAUAUUGUGGUGCUGAGAAAUCUUCUCAAGCCUUUGCGUGACCUGAAUGAUGCACCCACACUUUGCAAUUACCUUGAAUCCUUUUAUACCUUGCGUAAGCCUGUGGCAUCCACCAUAAAUACAUUGGCAGGUGCCCUUUACAAGGUUUUUUGUGCAUCCCCUGAUCAAGCAAGGAAGGAAAUGCGCCAAGCUUGCUUUGAUUAUCUGAGCCUUAGAGGCCUAUUCUCGGAAGGACCGGUCUCUUUACUUUCAGGAUUAAACCCUCGUCCCUUAAGUUACGUUCUCCAUACAUGA